Saitoella complicata NRRL Y-17804 is the source of this 2328-nucleotide messenger RNA. RefSeq names its product Zn-dependent exopeptidase. The transcript has 2 exons. The record is from RefSeq and is a predicted model, not a curated record. Gene Ontology annotation, molecular function: carboxypeptidase activity. Bases 1 to 2328 code for a protein of 775 amino acids. Lineage: Eukaryota; Fungi; Ascomycota; Saitoellomycetes; Saitoellales; Saitoellaceae.
AUGACGAGAGAUAGACAAGAAUCUUACAGAGACCCCGACCACUAUGAGUCUGACGAAGACGAGGACUACCCUCUCCUCCGCCCUCGUCGAGGCUACGGCGGCCCUUUCAGCAAAGUCGCAGCAUUCUUCACCCCCUCCCACCGUCUUACAAAACCAAACCAUGCCGACGUAAUCCGCAAUAUCGCAUACGCUGUCCUCACCAUCCUCGUGCUCGCUCCAAUUAUCUGGAUCUUCCAUUGGUUGGUUAGUGAUCACCGACCACCAUAUGAUCGCGUUCCGUUGGGGGAGGCAGAGAGGAUUUUGCUUGGGGUGCCGCAGAAUGGGACGGUGAGGAAGUGGAGUAAGUAUUACACCUCUGGUGCGCAUUUGGCUGGGCAGAAUAUGUCGCAGGCGGAGUGGACGAGGGACAAGUGGGAGUCGUAUGGAGUUAAAUCUGAGUUGCUGCCGUUUGAUGUGCUGUUGAAUUAUCCCGUCUCGCAUAGUUUGGAGAUGAGAGACGUCACCGGCCGGACUACAUUCAAGGCCAAACUCCGGGAAGACGUCGUACAGGGCGAUCCCAAUUCGAAACUGCGGGAUGAGGUCCCAGCUUUCCACGGCUACUCCGCAAACGGAUCCGCAACCGGCCACCUAGUCUACGCAAACUACGGCACCGAAUCCGACUACCGCAAACUCCGUGAUCUGGGUAUCGACCUCACCGGCAAGAUCGUGAUCGCACGCUACGGCAAGAACUUUCGUGGGUUGAAGGUCAAAGGAGCCCAGGAGGCCGGAGCGAUCGGUGUCCUUAUCUACACCGAUCCGGGGGAUGAUUCUGUGACGGGAGAUGAAGGGGAGGCGGCAUACCCGAAGGGAGGGGCAAGAAAUCCGAGUAGUGUACAGCGCGGGAGCGUGAUGUUUCUCUCUACCGGGGCCGGGGAUCCAUCCACCCCAGGGUACCCAUCUCUUCCUGGGAAUGAGACGAAGAGGGUCGACCACGAAACGUCGGAUGUCUUACCUAAGAUUCCAUCGUUGCCUAUUAGCUACGAGGACGCCAUCCCCCUCCUCCAAUCCCUCAACGGAAUCGGACCCGUGGUGGAGGGAUGGGCCGGGGGAUUGGAGAAGUGGGAAGUUGAGUACGCUAUUGGACCCUCGAGGGCUACGGUACAUAUGGUCAACGAGGUAGAGUGGAAAAUCGAGAGGAUCUACAACGUCAUCGGCACAAUCAACGGAACACUCGAUGAUGUCGUUAUCUUGGGUAACCACCGCGACUCCUGGCCAGCGGGAGGAGCAGGGGAUCCGGCCUCAGGCUCAGCAGCUAUGAUUGAGGUCGUCCGCUCAUUCGGAAAGCUACUAGAAACGGGAUGGUCACCCCUGCGCACCAUCGUGUUCGCCUCCUGGGAUGCGGAGGAGUACGGCCUCGUUGGCUCUACGGAGUGGGUCGAACAAUAUGCCCCGUGGUUGGCGAGAAACGCUGUUGCGUAUUUGAACGUAGAUAUGGCCGCCACCGGUCCAGAUUUCGAAGCGAGCGCGAGUCCGAGUUUGAACAGACUUGUUCUGGAGGCGACGAAAGAUGUGAGGUAUCCCUCCAAAGUGAAGGAGGGCAAGACGGUAUACGAAAAGUGGGCGAAACGCACCCGCAAGGAGGGGGGACAUGGGCCCGAGAUCGGGGUUCUAGGAAGUGGGAGUGAUUUUACUCCAUUCCUCGAGCACGCUGGAAUCCCGAGCGUUGAUUUCGGAUUCACCGGUCACAAAGGCGGACCCGUGUAUCACUACCACUCCGUCUACGAUUCGUUUCACUGGAUGAACACGUACGGGGAUCCAGAGUGGACGCACCACACACUUACUGCGAAGUUGUGGGGGUUGAUGGGGUUGAGGUUGGCGAGUUCUGCGAUUAUUCCGUUUAAUGUAACGGAGUAUGCGGGUGCGGUGGAUGGGUAUGUGGAGGGAUUAGGGAAGGAGUAUCACGAGUUCGAUCUUUCGGACGUGAAAGGUGCGGCGAAGGAGCUCAAAAAGGCGGCGGCGAAAUUGGAUGCCGAAGCUGUUAAGGUGAGCAACAAAAUGAUGACUGCGAGGCGUAUGUCACAUCGGAGAAAAAUCGCGCUCCUGAGAUCGGCGAAGGAGAUUAACAAGAAAUACCGAAAAUUCGAGCGUGGGUUCCUCGAUAAAAAGGGGUUGGAGGGUAGGGAGUGGUAUAAACACGUCGUGUUUGCGCCGGGAUUGGAGACGGGGUAUGAGGGGGAGACCUUUCCCAGUUUGAGGGAGGCGUUGAGGGAGGGGAGGGUGGACGUUGCGCAGCAGUGGGAGAGGAGGGUUGCGAAGGCUGUUAGGAGGGCUGCGAAGAUGAUUGAGUAG